UUUCUCCGUCCAUUUCGCGUGCGAAACAAGGAUUUUUUAUCCGUUCUUUUUUUGCCCGAGUUUUCUCCUCGACUGCGCGCGCAUGCGCGUCUCGCCUCCCCGCCCGGCUGUUGCCUGGGAGCUCAGUGCACUCUUCUGCAUGCGAGAGGCCGUUCAGUCCAGCGGAACUUCACGAUGUGGGCGCCGAAGCGACCAAGCUUCUGGGACUCGGCAGAAGAACGCGACUCCAGUCGCUUCUCCUCCUCUGCUUCGCCGGCCUCCUCGGCGUCUGCGUCUGCGACGACUCUCAGCUCUCUCCAGUCGCGGGAGAGAAGCAGCGAAGGAAAGAGAGCGACGCAGCAGACGGAAGGGGGAGAGACUGAGGAGGCUGGAAAGGCAGAAGAGAAGGUGGAGGAUGGAGAAACAAAGAAGGUAGAGAAGAGAGGGGCAGAAAGAGGCCCAGGGAGAUUCGAGAGCGAUGAAGAGAGAAAGGAGACGCCGGCAGCAGCGACGCGAGACAGCAGAGAAGAAGAGCGAGUUUUUGCCGCAGCGAGAUUCUCUGGAGAGGAAGGGAAGACAGGAAGCGACAGAAGAGACGCUGGCCGUAGAAGAGAAGAACAGGAUGGAGCUGCGCCGGUUUUCUCCGUGUCUUUUUUCUCUGAAGAAGUUUCCAGAAAAAGUGACUUUUCCGAGGAAUCUGCAAAUCCACGGUGCUCUGCAGGCGCGCUUCGUAUGGGGGGUCAUGGUGAUGACGAGAAGGCGAAACGAGAAGAAGAGGCUUUGGCUGCUCUUUCUCCUCUCGGCCAAGAAAUCUUUUUUGCCGUUCGCGGGAUCCGGGACCCAGAGUUCCCUGUCUAUACACUUGGCGAUUUGGGGGUCACCACCCCCGAAAUGAUUUGCAUGCAGAACGAGGAGGCGCUGAGGACGGGAGACAGGGAGGCAGAACAAGACGAACGAGAGGGAAGAGCGAGCGAGGAAGAAGCGGGUGCAGGGUGUAGAGAAGAGAGAAGCGUCUGUAGAGGAACGACGGAAGCGGCUUCUGUUCGUAUGUCGUCGCGCAAACGAGAGAACAGCUUGAGUGACGAGUUUCAAAGACAACCUCCGGCACAGCCGCCACACGCUUCUUCCUCUUCCUCUGGUCAUGUCUCAUCUUCUUCCUCCUUUUCUCGCGUCUGUGGAUCUUUCGCUUCCUCUCCUGCUGUUGUGAAAGUCGGCUUGGUGCCGACGAACGCAAAGUGCUCGAUGAAUCUGUGCAGGUCCCGAGUGAGCAAACGAGAAGUAUCCAAGGUUUUAAAGACUCCUCCGCGUGGUGCAGUAGUACAUACGGAUGUCUCUGCACUCUUCCGCAUUGUCCAGUGAGACCGAGAACAGGUUUGGUGCCUUUUUUCUCCCUGUCCCCCAGCAAUGGAGUCUCAUCUCAGUGGGUUCUUCCCCGCUGCGUCGAGCAACACAAGCAUGCGUAGAGAGGUAUACAUGCGAGACUAUAUCCAUACACAUGUAUGCACAUAUAUACAUAUAGAUGUGGAACUGUGUUGAAAGAGUCCACAUCGAGCUUCGGUAGUACAGGGAUGUUGCAGUCCGCGUAAAGGAGAGGAAGUUUGCUUUUCUCACGGUUUUCUCUGGAUUUGAGAUUGUCUCGGCGAGCACAACGCAGCUCCGCUUCGUCCGCGGCAGUUGGGUUGGAGAUUCUGCAACAUCUGUUGAGGUUUGAGAACUGUAGAGAAGCUGAAAAAAGCUGUUUCCGCGUGACGAGUUAAUUUUUUAGUCUUCGCGCAUGCAGAUUGUGCCAAACCCCCGAGGGCACCUGUGAGACAGGAAGGUUCGCUCGACGAAUGUUUGCACAUGUACGAGGAGGCCAUAGAGACAGGAGGUGGAAAAAAGAGAAACAGAGUGCAAGGGGAAUCCGAAUAGACAGAGAAAACAUGUUGGAGAGCGGGAACAGAGCGCGCGGCAAGGGAAGGAAGGUAGAGAGAGAAACAGACGGCGAGAAGACUCAGGACGCGCAUAAAAGGAGAGAGCGAGAAGG
Molecule: messenger RNA, 2005 nt
Organism: Toxoplasma gondii ME49
Lineage: Eukaryota; Apicomplexa; Conoidasida; Eucoccidiorida; Sarcocystidae
Exons: 2
Coding region: 175-1338 (387 amino acids)
Source: RefSeq, a predicted model, not a curated record